AUGAAACAACCAUGGGAGAGACUACUUUGGCUAAAACAGGACUACCCGGAUAACUACACAGACCCCACCUUUCUGAGAGAAGUUUCAGCGCUUCGAAAGGUGCAAUCUGGGCCUCGCAGCACUUCUUCGUAUUGGAAGGUGGUGAAGGACUUUUUAUUGUUUUACCACCGUAUUCUGAACAUCGGUCUUAUGUACGUUGUUUUCGCGCUGCUGUACCUUUCUGACCUAGAUCCUAUCUUUUUAACUGCCGUGCUGACCUUAUCGGCUUUUAUCGUCGCUUUAGCCCGUCACCAGAUCACUCUGUCAUUCAAAUCGCCAUUAAUCAUAAUGUUUUGCAUACUGGUGUUAUCACCAGUAUUGAAGUCCUUGUCACAAACCACUUCAUCAGACUCAAUUUGGACCAUCUCAUGUUGGCUCACUGCUCUGUACGCAGUAGCCAUUUUUCUGCACUUGGAAUCAAUAGUAUCUACCAACCUUUUGGUUUCAAACGUAGCUGUUCUUUCCUCCAGACUCACCUCCACAACCCACGUCUUUUGCUUUUUGCUUAUUAGCAUUGAACUUAACGUUUUACUUCCCCAGAUUGAACGUUUGUUACUUGCUCGAGAACUCAACACUUGUUAUGCCAUAGCGUUUUUAGCGAACAACGCUGUCGUCUAUUAUUUUAUCAACACCUUUCUAGGAUGGAUGUACACGACCAUCAUAGCUUUCAGUGCACUGACGUUGAUAUUUGGACUUCCUCGAUACUUUUUGUAUUGGCAGCAACAUUAUGCCAAGAGCAACGCUUUAUUAUCAAAGUGGGACGCUAUGGAGCCGAUCCUUGAAUAG
This is a messenger RNA of Lachancea dasiensis, 825 nucleotides long. The record is from the annotation of a GenBank genome assembly. NCBI's taxonomy places the organism in Eukaryota, Fungi, Ascomycota, Saccharomycetes, Saccharomycetales, Saccharomycetaceae.